AUGACCGUUGUUUAAAAGGCAUCACUGGUCCGCACCAAAUCGACGUCAUUUGUCAAAUUCUCGUUUUCGACUGUGCCUUUUGGUAUGAUUUUUCAGUUUUCGCGUUGAAAAGUUGAAAAUUUGUUUAAUUUUGCAGCGUAAAAUGUACAUCGCGAAAUUCUAAAGCAAUAAGCGAUCAACGGGAACGGGAAAGAAAAGUGUGAUUGAAAGAGCAGCUGGACCGGUAGGAAUACCAAGGGAAGCGAAAACAAUGUCGGACAUGGUUCUUAACAAGCCGACUCCAGAGAGGAGUGCCACUAGCAGUAAAGAUCCGGAAAUGAAAGGAUGGCUAAUGAAAUGGACCAAUUAUAUUAAAGGUUAUCAGAGACGAUGGUUUGUUCUAUCCCGUGGUGUUUUGAGUUAUUAUCGUAACCAAGCUGAAAUGAAUCAUACAUGUCGCGGUACUAUAUCGUUACACGGUGCUCUUAUACAUACCGUAGAUUCGUGCACUUUUGUUAUCUCGAAUGGUGGCACUCAAACGUUUCAUAUAAAAGCUGCCAAUGAGGUAGAACGACAAUCCUGGGUAACUGCAUUGGAAUUAGCCAAAGCAAAGGCAAUACGUACUAUGGAAACGGAAGAGGAGGAAGAAGUUGAGACAUCGCAUGUUAUUCCCAGUCAAGAAAUCAACACCGUUAUUGCAGAACUAACAGGUCGUUUGGAGAGCUUGCGCACCUGUUACGAUUUAAUAACUAAACAUGGUAUUGCAUUACAGAGAGCGCUCAGCGAAUUAGAGGCGAAUGACGAAGAAUCACUAGCCAGUCGCACAAAGAUCGUUAAUGAGCGGGCUACGCUGUUUCGUAUUACUUGCAAUGCUAUGAUUAAUGCAUGUAACGAUUACCUGCGCAGUGCUGAAUCGCAAGGCCACAAGUGGUCGAAAAUGGUUGAGCAUGAACGAGAACAACGACUACGAUUGGAGGAAAUGGUUGAGAUGUUAGCCAAACAGCAAACUCGCCUCGAACAGGCCGCACAUACAGCAGCGCAACAGAAUAAGCCGAUAGCAAAAUUAAAUGAGAGUGCUACCACACCGAAUGCAGUUACUUCUGACGACGAAAACGAAUUUUUUGACGCCGAAGAGAAUAACGGAGUGUUCGGAGAUAAUUCGCCAAAAGAAGCUGGAGGAUUUGUAAUGACAUUGCCUUCAAAUAGGGGUAAUAACAAAGGUGACGAUGUCGAGGAUGGAUCAUUUGUUAUGAAGCUACAAAAGACUCGCUCUAAUUCAGAUGAACAAACACAACAUAGUAGCUCUUCCGACAAUGAAGAACAGAAACUUAACGAAUCCGAGCCUCAACAAGUGGUUGUAAUAAGCCGCUCAUCAGAACCUAGAAGUUCACAACACAAAAAUGGAAAUACACAAAAUCAAAAUGUUUCACAAUUAACUAAAACUACCAGGCAGCGGCGUACACGCGUACCAGACAAACCAAACUAUCCGCUCAAUCUGUGGUCGGUAAUGAAAAAUUGCAUUGGCAAGGAGCUAUCGAAAAUUCCAAUGCCAGUUAAUUUUAAUGAGCCACUCUCAAUGCUACAGCGUCUUACCGAAGACUACGAAUAUGCAAACUUAUUGGAUUCUGCUGCUCGUUGUACGGAUGAAUGUGAACAACUGGCGUAUGUCGCAGCCUUCACAAUUACCAGCUACGCAACAACAGCAAACCGGACGGGAAAACCAUUCAAUCCACUCUUAGGUGAGACUUAUGAGUGCGAUCGUAUGGAUGACCUUGGAUGGCGGGUUCUAGCUGAACAAGUGUCACAUCAUCCCCCGAUGGCUGCCCUACACUGUGAAGGACGUGAGUGGUCAUGCUGGCAGGAAUUCACCAUGACUAGCAAAUUUCGCGGAAAGUAUUUGCAGGUCAUUCCUCUGGGGAAUGCGUACGUAAAUUUCCCAGCAACUGGUCAUAAGUACACGUGGCGCAAAGUAACAACGACUAUUAAUAAUAUUAUCGUCGGAAAGUUAUGGGUCGACCAACAUGGUGAUAUGGAGAUCAGAGGACUCAAUACCGCAUCGGGUCUCACAUGUCAUCUAAAAUACAUUGCGUAUUCAUAUUUCUCACGCGAACAGCAACGGCGUGUUAAAGGUGUGAUUAUGGAUCGAAAUAAAGAAGUCAAAUGGGUGCUGCGUGGCACUUGGGAUUCUUCCAUUGAAAUUGCGCCGGUGCUUUCCACUUCAGGUUCGAUCGAUAGUCCAGUUUACCAGACUAAUGGUUAUAAAACGGUGUGGACUCGUAAAAUGCCGCCACCAGACAGUGACAAAUACUAUAACUUCACCACGCUGGCAGCGCAAUUGAAUGAACCCGAAGAAGGUGUCGCACCUACUGACUCUCGUCUACGCCCCGAUCAACGGUUGAUGGAAGAAGGUCGAUGGGAUGAAAGCAAUCGUGAGAAAUUGCGACUUGAGGAGAAACAGCGCAGAAAGCGGCGAGAACGUGAAUCUGAAGCUGAAGACGCAUCAAAUCAGGGUCGGCCAUAUCAACCAUACGAACCGUUAUGGUUUAGGCGUGAAAAAGAGGAGGGAAGCGACAACUUGGUGCAUGUUUUUAACGAAUCCUAUUGGAAGCACAAGCAAGAUCAAGAUUGGUCUCAAUGUCCUGAUAUAUUCUAAAUAUAAAAAAGAAACAAAACACGUUUUUACCAAAAAGUUACAAAGCGAAUUCAAAUAUAGUAAUGAGAAAUAAAAAAAAGUUGAAUUACAAAAUUUAAAUAAAUUAAUAUUAAAGCAAAAGUAAAACAAAGCAUAAGAAAAUAUCUCCACAUAAAUAUGUAGAAAAAUAUAGAAUACGAAAUUGCACUCUUACGAAUACUUUUACAUGAAUAAAAAAAAAACAAA
Molecule: messenger RNA, 2857 nt
Organism: Ceratitis capitata (Mediterranean fruit fly)
Lineage: Eukaryota; Metazoa; Arthropoda; Insecta; Diptera; Tephritidae
Gene: Osbp
Product: oxysterol-binding protein 1
Exons: 3
Coding region: 251-2632 (793 amino acids)
Cellular component (GO): intracellular membrane-bounded organelle; membrane; cytosol
Molecular function (GO): sterol binding
Source: RefSeq, a predicted model, not a curated record